Molecule: messenger RNA, 2988 nt
Organism: Chironomus riparius
Lineage: Eukaryota; Metazoa; Arthropoda; Insecta; Diptera; Chironomidae
Source: the annotation of a GenBank genome assembly
AUGUGGUUUGAUAGCAGUUCCAUAGCUAAUCUUGCGAAGAGCGCUUUAAAAGAAGCACAAAAGCAUAUAGAUAAUGUUCUGGACAUUAAAGAUGAGGAUAUGUCAGAGACUAAUAAUGAAGAAUCAAGACUUACCAAGAGUAAAACAUUGCCGUCUAUUCAGCAAGAAGCCAAAAAAGAAGAAACUAUUUCUGUCUGGGGAAGUUUUAAUGGAAGUUUCUUCGAAAAUAAGCCGUCGCAUCCAGCAAUAAUCACAAAUCCACCUCCGAGAAAAAGCGAAACAAGCUCUGAAUCCUUGGAAAUAAUUAGCAAGUCUCCAUCGUCGUCAGCAUCUUUGCAAGAUAUAAGCUCGUCUCAAUCGACACUUCAAGGUUCUGUCGAUGAUUCUGUAGAAGUAAUUAAUAAAACGUCUAGCAAUUUAGAUAUUUCGUCUCCAAUUCAAGCUGAUUUAUUAUCGCCAAUUGAUUUAUAUACAGACAGCAGUAAUAGUGCAUUAAUGACACCUCAAGAUGAUGAUAUUCCUAUAACAUUGCCACCAACUCGAUCUAAUAAUUCAUUAGAAAUUGAAACUUCAACUACAAUUAUUUCAACAUCUACUUUAACUAAUUCUGAAUGUGGAAGUAGCUUUUGUGAUCCAAGUAAUGAUGAAUUGGAUCAAACACUGAGAGCAAUAAAUAGUUCUAAUAUAAUGGAAAAGUCGAUGGAGAGCUUCGAAAUUCAAACACAAAUUUCUGAUUCAACGCACAGUUUUGAAGAAAUAAAUCCCAGUAAAGUCAAGAAUAUUCCAUCAAAUCAAGCAGGCAAGUCUGAAUGUAAAACUGGAUCUGGACAUACUUCAUCAGGCGAUGAGCUUGAAACGGCAACAUCAUCGGAUAUAGAAAUUAUUAGUUCACCAAAAGACGAUUCAAGCAGCACAGCAAGUUGCACUAAAGCACUUAGUCCAAGUAAAAAAGACAGCUCGUUUCCUUACCAAAAUUCCGAGUCAUAUUUAGCAAAUUUAAAGCUUGACCAUAAAGGACAUAGUCGUGAAUUAUCUGAAGUAUCAGUAUUAAGUCUUGCCAGUGAUGAAUGUGGAAGUCCAUCAGAUACAGAGAAGCUUUUGAAGCGAAUUAGUGAAUUAAAUGAGAAUCUUGAACAGCGUGAAGUUCAAUUGGUUCAAAUGGGACGUAGCAAUGCUGAAUUGACAGACGUGAAUGUUAAAUUGAGUCAGGAACUUGAUGCUAUUAAAAGAGGACGUAAUAGUUUGGAUAUGACAAAUUUACAAGAAGAAUAUACGCAAAGAUUGUCAGCUUUAGAAAAGAAGUUCCAACAAUCAAUUCGUGAUAAUUCAAUGCUUAAGAAACAACUUGAAACAAUGAAGGCUGAAAUGGAAAGUAAAGUCAGUGUGCAUGAAUAUGAUAAAAUGGCAACAGAAAAGGACUCAAUUAUUGAGACAUUAAAGAAUGAAGGUGAAAAAUUGUCAAAACAAAUUCUGCAGCAUUCCAAUGCAAUUAAGAAGUUAAAAGCUAAGCUGAAGGAAAAUGAUGAAUUAAUUAAGAGACAAGACAGUCAAAUUACGGAAAUGACUGAUGAAAACCAAAAAUUAAAGAAAAAUCUGACAACAAAAGAUGAAAUUGAAAAAUCACAAACUGAUGGCAUUAACAAGUUGACGACUGAUAAAAGAAAAUUUGAGAAAGAAAGUCAGCAGCUUAAAAGUCAAAAUGAGGAUUUACAGCAAAAAUUAUUGGCACUACAGACAUCUCAUGAUGCAUUAAAGAAAGAAUUGAGUGAAAAGAGUGUCGAAAUGGGCAGAAAUCUAGAAGAUGAGAAAGAAAAGGCAUUAAAUGAGAGUAAAUUAUUGAGAAAAGAGCUAACGGAAUUAAGAGAAAUUAAUAGGAUCAAUGAAAGUUCAGCAACAAGUCGUGAACAAAAAUUAAGACAAGAAAAUUUGGAACUGAAAAGAAAAUUGGAAGAAACAGAAUUCAGAAUAGAAGAUCAGAAGCAAGAAGCAUCUUUAGCUUCGAUUCCGCUGAUUAGACAACUCGAAUCACUUCAAAGUACUUUAAAUUCACGUACAGCAUCAUGGGAAAAUCAAGAACGACUGCUUCUAGAGAAGCUAGAAAUAGCACAAAAUAAAUUAUCAUCACAAUCGGAUGUUGAGAAGGUGGCUAAAGAUCAAGUCAUGCAUUUAAACAUUAAAAUAUCCAAUUUGGAAGAGAAAUUGUCAUCGACUAGCCUAAAAUUAGAGCAAACUUUAAGUCAGUUACAGCAGAAAGAAAUUGAAUAUAAUCUCCAUGAAAAUGAUUUUAAAUUAAAGAUUGAACAGUUAUUAGCAGAAGUUUCAACCAAAUCGACAGAUACUGAAAAGUUUAAAAACCUCGUCUCACAGCUGGAAGAAAAAUUGAGGUCUGAAAGAACUGAAUUUGAGGACGAAAAGCGUAAGCUUUUAUUUAUUCAGCAACAAAAUCAUCAUCAUCCACAUGCUGAACGACAUGAUUCAAAUGAUUUAGAAAAUGAUUCGCCAGUUUUAAGUUUAGGAAGUGUUGAGUCUUUACAUUCACAUCCAUGGAAUAUUGAUGAUCAUGAUGUCGGUGCCAAUUCUAAUUAUAGCAGUCAGUACGGUGGAGUUGUUAACUCUUCAGCAUCUCUUAUGGAAGGAUUACAAUCAAUUUUAAAACAGAGGGAUGGUGAAGUACAGCAAUUACAAUGGGAAAUACAUAGACUUCAAACUGAAAGGAAUUUCCUUUCAAAUGAAAUUUCUAAUUUAACAUCUGAGUUUGAAAAGGCCACUGAGCAAUUAAAAGAGCACUCAGAGAAGCAAGUGAAGCAAGAGCAAGAUCAAGUGCAGUAUAAUGCACUGUUGGAAAUGUAUGGACAAAAGGCUGAGGAGUACGAAGAGUUGAAGAUGGAUUUAGUUGAUCUAAAAUCAAUUUCACAAAUGUAUAAGAAACAAAUAGACGAAUUGACGCAGAAACUCAAUGAUAUCGAGAAGAAGCCUAAUAAAACAUAA